AUGGGCCCAGUACCCCGAGAACGGUAUAACGCAAAGGCCAGAAAAUCCCAAUCUGGGUCACAUAAACGCAAGAACGGAAAGCAUCCCGUGCCCGAAGCAACCACCGAUGCAAAUGACCUGAUACACGUACCCAAAACCAAAGACGAAAGAGAGGCGGAUCGAAAGGAAAAAUUACGACAGGAGCUCCUUGAACAGUCAUCUUCAAAGUGGAAUAGUAAGAAGAAGAAGAGGCUGGAAAAAUACAUCGAAAAAAAGCUCAAGAAAGAAGAACGAGUACAGAUACUUGAGAGACUAUCUCAGAGCCAAGCUCAGAUACCUUCUUCACUUCACCUCCAGUCAUCUUCAACCCUUGGAACCGGAAAGGUUCGAACGCACCAAGAAACAGCUGAUAGGCUCGAAGAUAAAGAAGUGCGGCGUGCUUUGGAUGGUCGAGUUGGGAAGAGGAAACGACACGAAGUUUAUGAUGUGAUUGACGAAAGCGACGAGGAUGAGGGAGACCAUGAUCUUGACGUUGUGGAGGGGAACGCGUCAAAGGAGUUCUCGGCAACCAUCAUUUCUGAAAAGGGUUCAAUCAGCGAACCAACUGUAGGUGGGGCCCUCAAGCGGGACGCGAAUGGAAACGUCUUGGUUCCAAAGGUCCGACAGAAGAAUAAGUCUGCAUUCGCCAGUUGGAAAAAGAAAAAGACGCUCCAAUCUUCGGACGAGUCUGAUACGUCGUUUGAUAGUUCAGCAUCUGAAAGUGAAAGUGAAUUACGGAAAGGAGAAAAUGAGAGGAGCGAGGAGGAAGAGAAUAAAGGGGAUGAAGAGGAAGAGGGCGAAGAUGGGGAAGACAGCGACACGACGGAUGAAGAAGACGACGAACCUCCGAAGACCAAAAAAGGCCUAGGGUUCAAGGAUUGGGCGCUGAAGCAACUGAGUGUCGCUAAAGGAUACGAGGACUCACCAUCCGGGGGACCUGAUCUAACGGCAACGACCCGACCACCUUCAAGUAAAAAACAAAAAUUGCAUCAUUCGUCCGCCCAGCAGGAAAUGCGCGGCCCCUUAGGUGAGGAACUGCGUCUCCCCGCUACUUCCUUUGCAUCCAAGUUGCAAUCUGCGAAGUUAGAAAAUCCAAAUGGAACAUCAACGAAGUCCAACUAUGUCCCAGUGUCGCGGCCCCCGGAUGUCGAGGAGGGUCGGUUGCUUCUCCCUGUUGUCGCCGAAGAACAACCCAUCAUGGAGACGAUACUUUUAAAUCCGGUUGUAAUCAUUUGUGGUGAAACCGGAAGCGGAAAGACGACACAGAUACCACAGUUCCUUUACGAGGCAGGGUUUGGGUCUCCUGGAAGCGAAUAUCCUGGUAUGAUUGGAAUUACGCAGCCAAGACGGGUAGCUGCUAUGUCAAUGGCCACUCGUGUUGGUUAUGAGUUGUCCCUUACGUCGUCCAAGGUGUCAUACCAAAUCCGUUACGAUGCUACAGUGUCGCCCGAUACCUCCAUCAAAUUCAUGACCGAUGGUGUUUUGCUCAGAGAGUUGGCAGCUGAUUUCCUGUUGACAAAAUACUCGGUGAUCAUCAUCGAUGAAGCUCACGAGAGAAGUAUCAAUACCGAUAUCUUAAUUGGAGUUUUGAGCCGCGUCAUCAAGCUGAGAGAGGAAAUCUGGAAAGAGGGAACGGAGGGUGCUACGCCCCUGCGCCUCAUUAUCAUGUCUGCUACUUUACGUGUCAGCGAUUUCGCGGAGAACAAAACCCUUUUUGAAACCCCUCCUCCCGUGAUUAACGUUUCUGCAAGGCAACAUCCUGUGACGAUCCACUUUAAUCGACGCACCGCUGCGGAUUAUGUGACAGAGGCCAUCCGGAAAACUAUCAAGAUACACACCAGACUACCUCCUGGUGGGAUUUUGAUUUUCCUAACGGGUCAAAACGAAAUUAACGGGGUAUGUCGAAAACUGGAAGCACGGUUUGGGAGAAGGGCCUUCAAUGAUGCCAGAAGAAGACGAAAGAUCGGCGCGGUCGAAGAUACAUUUUCAGAUGGGCAAAGUACUAAUAGGGUUGGCGCAGCUCAAGCUGACGUUGAACCCGAGGAGGUUGAUCUCGGAGAAUCUAACUUUGAUCAUCCACAAGAAAGCGACGACGGAGAUGAACCAGAGGAUCCGGAUGCCCUGGACAGUGAAGAAGAGCAGCAGCUUGACGAAGAGCUGGGACUAGACGUCAGCGAAGCGGAGUCACCGAUGUACAUCCUUCCUCUGUACUCUCUAUUACCGGCCGACAGACAAAUGCAAGUCUUUCAGCCUUCCCCUCCUGGCUCUCGUUUGGUGGUUGUAUCCACAAAUGUUGCGGAGACCUCGCUCACCAUUCCAGGGAUUCGUUAUGUUGUUGACUGCGGGCGGGCCAAGGAACGACACUACGAUGCAAGCAACAGUAUACAAACAUUUCAAGUCGACUGGAUAUCAAAAGCCUCUGCCGCCCAAAGAGCUGGACGAGCUGGACGAACUGGUCCAGGGCAUUGCUAUCGCCUCUACUCUUCUGCCCUGUAUGAACACUAUUUCAAGGACUUCUCACAACCCGAAAUCCUGCGAGCGCCGAUAGAGGGGGUAGUAUUACAAAUGAAGGCCAUGAAUAUUGAUGCGGUCGUCAACUUUCCUUUCCCUACUCCUCCCGACCGCUCUAGUUUACGCAAGGCGGAGACUGUGCUCAAUUACCUGGGUGCGUUGGAUAAAGAAAGACGUGUGACAGAACAGGGCAGGACGAUGUCCUUGUUUCCCGUGUCGCCUCGUUUUUCCAGAAUGUUAGUCAGCGGUCAACAGCAUGGAUGCUUGCCCUACGUUAUCGCUAUCGUGUCCACCUUGUCUGUCGGUGACCCGUUCUUACACGAAGAAGCAUUACUUCUCCAUGCCGAUGACGACGACGACGACGACGCGGAAUCUGAAGGCCUCUCACACCUAGACAGUCAGAAAGUCCGAGCUAAGGAGGUUUCUCGCUUACAACGGAAAUCUUUUCAUGACUCGCAACACAUCCAUUCGUCUUUGGGAAAUCAUUCUAGCGAUAUCUUCAGGAUGCUCUCGGUCGUCGGAGCGUAUGAGUAUUCCGGUGGUGGUCCUCAGUUCUGUAAAGAGCACUUCGUACGACUCAAGGCUAUGGAAGAGGUUCAUAAGCUGAGGGCUCAAAUAAGUGCGAUUGUUCAAUCAAAUUUUUCUACGGUUGAUGCAUCGUUCAUCCCCAAUUUACCGCCCCCGAGCGAUCUACAGCUGAAAGUCCUCCGACAGCUUCUAUGCGCCGCAUUCAUCGAUCAAGCGGCUGUAAGAAAAGAUCGUAUUCAGCCGACAUCUGCUGGAUCUCAAUAUGCGACAUCAAAAAAUGUGCCUUACAAAGCUAUGGGUAUAACAGAAGAUGUAUACAUUCAUCCGUCGUCUGUGCUUUCCAACGUCUCUCCACCUGAGUUUGUCGUCUUUACGGAAGUAGUCCGAACUUCACGUCUGUGGAUAAAAGGUCUGAGUGUCAUAAAUCCAGCCUGGCUAUCCUCUCUCGGCAAAUCAAACCUAUGCACGUACUCAAAGCCCUUCAAGAACAACGCGAAUGUCCUGAUGGUAGUCCCUCACUUUGGUUCUGAUGGUUGGGAAUUACCCCCCGUUCGAGCUGAAACCGUUACUCCAUCUUGA
Molecule: messenger RNA, 3636 nt
Organism: Marasmius oreades (fairy-ring Marasmius)
Lineage: Eukaryota; Fungi; Basidiomycota; Agaricomycetes; Agaricales; Marasmiaceae
Exons: 14
Coding region: 1-3636 (1211 amino acids)
Biological process (GO): maturation of SSU-rRNA from tricistronic rRNA transcript (SSU-rRNA, 5.8S rRNA, LSU-rRNA)
Cellular component (GO): nucleolus; intracellular anatomical structure
Molecular function (GO): ATP binding; RNA binding
Source: RefSeq, a predicted model, not a curated record